AUGCAGAAACAUAGAUCGAAGAGAGCUCAAUACAUUAGUCAUGUGGUUUUACCUUGGUUGGAUCAAUUAUACCAGCCAACAUCAGAUCUUCAUAUUGAUUCUUUGCAGCAUUGUAACCGUACAUGGUGUUUUUGUUCGAUAAGACCUGCAGAUUUCAGAAGUUAGUUUAGUGGAAGUUAAGGCUGGUUCUAGAGAGCUAACA
Arabidopsis thaliana (thale cress) is the source of this 202-nucleotide messenger RNA. RefSeq lists its product as uncharacterized. The transcript has a single exon. NCBI's taxonomy places the organism in Eukaryota, Viridiplantae, Streptophyta, Magnoliopsida, Brassicales, Brassicaceae. The record is from RefSeq and is marked reviewed. Bases 1 to 165 code for a protein of 54 amino acids.